CUUCGUGUACUGUGUAGUCAGCAGCAACUUCGUGGUGUUGUGGAAAUUUGUGUGACAUUCUCCAGGUUAUGUUCAUAACAACUAAAUACCUGAGUUGUUUGUGCUUGUUUUUGGCCUGACCGGUAAAAUCGCUACGUGUAUCUUCGUAAAAGAAACGGCUGAGUGUGUGACGUGCUGUCAGGAGCAGUUUGUCUACGAAGUAAUCUCCUCAUAUACUUCGUGGCUAACGAGAAAAGGCGGACAGUGAAAUUCAAAGGUUGUCCAUACUGUAGAACUGAAGCAUGGACCAGGAGCCAACUAAGUGGAUAAAAAAAGAGGAAACUCAUGAAGUACAAACUGAGUUACACUUCAUAGCCCAAGAUUAUGCAUGCAGCAUGAAUGUAAAAGAAGAGUUGGAGGAGGGUGUGAAUAAAGAGUUUCUUGAAGACCCAUUAAAGGCUGGCGACCCUAGUGUUUGCGUAAAGCAAGACCCCGAACUGAAACACCAUGCUGCUGGAUCUGAGCAUAAUUCGGUUGAAGAUCCAUUGGGAAUAUCUUUGUCCACUGAUUUUAUCAAGGAGGAUCCUGAAUUAAAUAUAACUGAGAAUACUGUGGAAACCUCAACAAGAUGUGCAUCUGAUAGUGCAAGAUUUACUCAGACUACUGGUGGGAGUUGCAGCAUAUCAUAUGAAGAAACUUGUCACUGUAGACUGGUCCAGGAUGAGUUGGUGAUAGACAUGGAGAAGUCAACACAUGGGUUCAGUACCAAUGCAGAAGAUGUGACUAUUGAUAAGGAAUGCUCAGUUGCCACCCAAUAUGACUGUAGUACGAGGGAAAAGGAAUUACAUGUAUAUAGCUGUAAUUUCUGCCAACAGAGCUUUUCUUCAAAAUACAGACUAAUAAUGCAUGUGUUUAUGCACAUUGAUGGAACGCAACCACCUUCAUAUGUUUGUAAGUGGUGUGGUGAGGUAUUUCACAGUAAUGUUGGCUUGAAAAAGCAUAUGAGAAUGAGUGAGAAUUGUCAAGUUUUAACGGCUGACAGUCAUGAGAAAUAUGGACAUAGUGAUGAGUAUCAAACCACUACCUCGUUGGAUAGUGAGGCAGCAGUUUCUGUCACAGAACACAAUGACCAGUCUUCACGUAAGGAAACUUGGAAAGAUUCAAAGAAGCCCUCUAAUGACAUAUGUAACACACAUAUGACAAAUGGUAGAGAGAAAACAAGUAAUUAUGGAACUUUGUCUAUAGCUGUUAAUGUCAGUGCCCAGGCUGAUCUACUUACUGCUAACAGAACCGACAGAUGUGGUAUUUGUGGCAAAUUGUUUGCUAGGUCAGGUGAUCUCGAGAGACAUGUUUCGAUUCAUACUGGGAAAAGACUUCACAAAUGUGAUAUUUGUGAGAAAUUGUUUGCCCAGUCACGUUAUCUAAAGGCGCACACAUUAAUUCACACUGGAAAGAAACCUUACAUGUGCGAGAUUUGUGGGAAAUCUUUUACUAUGUUAGGUCAUCUUAAGAAACAUUCAUUAAUUCACACUGGAAAUAAACCUCACAAAUGUGAGAUUUGUCGGAAAUCAUUUACUAUAUUAGGCAAUCUUAACAAACACAUAUCAAUUCACACUGGCGAGAAACCUCACAAAUGUGAGAUGUGUGGGAAAGCUUUUGUGUUUUCAAGCUAUCUGAAGGCACAUUCAUUAAUUCACACUGGAAAGAAACUUCACAAAUGUGAGAUUUGUGGGAAAUCUUUUACUAUGUUAGGUAAUCUCAAGAAACACGUAUUAAUUCACACUGGAAAUAAACCUCACAAAUGUGAGAUUUGUGGGAAAUCUUUUGCUAGGGCUGAUCAUUGCAAGACACACACGUUAUUUCACACUGGAAAUAAACGUCACAAAUGUGAGAUUUGUGGGAAAUCUUUUACUAUAUUAGCCAAUCUUAACAAACAUAUCUUAAUUCACACUGGAAAGAAACCUCACAAAUGUGAGAUUUGUGGGAAAUCUUUUGCCGCAUCAGGCUAUCUCAAGAACCACGUUUUAAUUCACACUGGAAUGAAACCGCACAAUUGUGAGAUUUGUGGGAAAUCUUUUACUAUGUCAAGCCAUCUCAAGAAACACGUAUUGAUUCACACUGGAAAGAAACCCUACAUGUGCGAGGUUUGUGGGAAAUCUUUUACUAUGUUAGGUGAUCUCAACAAACAUGUAUUAAUUCACACUCGAAAGAAACCUCACAAAUGUGAGAUUUGUGGGAAAUCUUUUACUCUAUUAGGCAAUCUUAACAGACAUUUAUUAAUUCACAAUGGAGAGAAACCUCACAAAUGUGAGAUUUGUGGGAAAUCUUUUACUAUGUUAGGUGAUCUCAAGAAACAUACAUUAAUUCAUGCUGGAAAUAAACCUCACAAAUGUGAGAUUUGUGGGAAAUCUUUUGCUAGGGCAGAUCAUCGCAAGACCCAUACAUUAUUUCACACUGGAAAUAAACCUCAUAAAUGUGAGAUUUGUGGGAAAUCUUUUACUAUAUUAGGCAAUCUUAACAAACACGUAUUAAUUCAUACUGGAAAGAAACCUCACAAAUGUGAGAUUUGUGGGAAAUCUUUUACUAUGUUAGGUGAUCUCAAGAAACACGUAUUAAUUCACACUGGAAAGAAACCUCACAAAUGUGAGAUUUGUGAGAAAUCUUUUACUAUGUUAGGUAAUCUCAAGAAACACGUAUUAAUUCACACUAGAAAGAAACCUCACAAAUGUGAGAUCUGUGCGGAAUCUUUUGCUACAUCAGGUGAUCUCAAGACACAUGCGUUUGAACACACUGGAAGUGGACCUCACAAAUGUAGUAUCUGUGACAAAAGUUUCACUUACUUGGAUACUCUCAAGACACAUGCAUUACUUCACGUCAGAAAGAAAAUGUAAGUAUGUGUUAGUUUACGCAAAUAGGUUUUCGUGGCUGGUGCCCUCAAGACCUAUAAAAUAAUGUAUGUACCAGGGGACAAUAAACUGUACUUUCGGUGAAAUAACUUUAAAAUCUGGUAUAAUUGUGAAAAAACUUGUAAUGAUGUGUACUGUAGAGUGCUAACAGAUAAUGUGACAAAAAAUUCAUAUCUGUAGCUUGAGAUGUCAAGAAAUGGUAUUACCAAAUACUCAAGAAACAUGAAUCAAAUGUGUUUUUGUCAUUAGCACUGCUGCUUUUUCCUAUUAUCUUGCGACUAGAAGAUUGUGAAUUGUGAUAAAUCCUUGCAAUAUUCAGUAUAAGGCCAAGGAAAUGUGAUAACUUGCUGCUUAAUAUUCCAAACA
Molecule: messenger RNA, 3251 nt
Organism: Schistocerca nitens (vagrant locust)
Lineage: Eukaryota; Metazoa; Arthropoda; Insecta; Orthoptera; Acrididae
Product: zinc finger protein 665-like
Exons: 8
Coding region: 282-2870 (862 amino acids)
Source: RefSeq, a predicted model, not a curated record